AUGGAUUCUGAGGAGGAGCCGUCAGAGGCCGAGUUCAAGCUGGAUUCCCUAGACUCCGAGGUCGAGCUGUCUGACAAUUCUUUUGAGUCCUCGGGAUCCGACCCAGACUGGGUGCGGCAGAACCCGAGGUUGCACGCUGGAAAGGCCCAGCCAGCGCCUGCAGCACCGGCGUCUUCAGGGGCUGAGCAUGAACCGGAGCCGGAAGAGUCUCUAGCGGGAGACGAUCCAAUGGACGUGGAUCUUGAAGCGAUCCCUGAAGAAGAACCGAAAGAGGAAGAACCCGAGGCUGAGCCUGAGGAUGAGCCUGCUGAGUCCGCAGAGCCUGAAGAGGAACCGGAGUAUAUACUUCCGUAUGAACAGUGGAUGGACCCCAAGUUCGUACCUGAGGAUGAUUUGCUCGAGGAGCCGGUCGAGGAGGAGCAGGACGAGGUUCCAGCUGAGUCGGGUGCGUCUGGACCUGAGGACUAG
Messenger RNA from Syzygium oleosum, 468 nucleotides. RefSeq lists its product as uncharacterized. The record is from RefSeq and is a predicted model, not a curated record. Bases 1 to 468 code for a protein of 155 amino acids. Lineage: Eukaryota; Viridiplantae; Streptophyta; Magnoliopsida; Myrtales; Myrtaceae. The transcript is spliced from 6 exons.